AUGUCGCGGCCAGAGGAGCCGUCUGGCGGCUCGGCGACGCAGGCCCCCAAAUUCUCGAGAUAUCGGAGCUUGAGAGCAAAGAGCGUCUCGACCGGUUCCAGUACCGCAUCAAGUACUACUACUACUACUACUUCUACUCCUACUACUCAUGCUCAUGCCAACACGGCACAGCAUGUCUCUCGGGUUCAAUCGAGGGAAUCAGAGCCUCCUGUAGGCGUUGCUGCGCCUGCGCCCGCGAACUCAAUUGCCAGGUCCAUGUCUCGCUACCGCAGGCGCGGGGCGAGUGUCUCUGUACCUGAUGAUAAUGCAACCUCCAAAAUUGCAGCUCCACAGGAAUGCGCGCAACCUUUGUUGCCCCCUGUUCCUGCUAUACCCUCCACUGUGAAGCCGAGCCAUGAUGGCCGCGACAACUUGCUUUUCUCCCAAUCUCAGGACGACGGCCUGUCGAUCCAUCAGGACGACUUUCCUCUGCCUCCCUCCUCGCGACGCGACCGUCAGCUGCGCCAUAGCGAGCGCGCAACGACAGACCUGGCCCGUCAGGCAAAAGAGCUUCAGGACCAACCCAACCACGACAGCCAGCGCAUGAAAAUGGCCCAACGAGACGAUAGCGAGAGGCGGUGGCCCGACGAUAGAGACCUCUCGCGGCAUGUAGAGCAAGCUUUGCGUAACGAAGGCGGCGCUGAACGACCGUCGACGAGACAAAGGAAGAAGACGCUUGAGAAUAUCGAGACCUCAAUGGCAAACAGACACCAGACUCCUUUAAAGUCCAAGAGCCCCGUGGUUGAAAAAUUCGUUGCGUUGACGAAGCGUCGCAAAAGUAAAGAGGGCUUGUCGCCGACCUCGUCUACUGCCGGGUCCAUUGCAGGCUCUGUAGAUUUUGGUAAUAGCCAAAUCGACCUACCUGAAGUGCCCAAGCUACCCGUCGGAAUCGAGGCUGGCGGCAAGGGUAUUGUGCCACAAAAAGAUGCUCCAGUCUCUGCGAGUAAUCAUGGCGAUCGGAUUGUCUCUGUGCGCUGCGGGCACCAGACUUUCGUUUUACCUAUUACACCCGAGACCACACCGGUGGAUGUUGUUUUGGAAACGGCCAAGAAUAUGACCUACGACCUGGAAUGGAGCCCGCAACAGUGCGUAGUGCGGGAAUCAUAUGGUCCUCUAGGCCUUGAGCGCCGCAUUCGCAAGUAUGAGCACAUUCGGGAUGUAAUGAACUCGUGGGAUCGAGACACCCACAACCACUUGAUUGUCACAAUAUCAACCGAUGUGAGGCAAGAUCUGGACCUGGACAUUGAAUCAGUACCCGACGGUGAGGAGCCGCCAAGAGGGAUGCAACUAUACCUGUACCACUCAAAUCGGCCUGGGAAAUGGAGCAAGCGCUGGAUCACGCUCACCGAAAACGGCCAGGUCCUCUGUGCAAAGAAACCCGAUGCAAGCCCGUCAGAAAAGGACACGCUAAGCCUAUGUCACAUGUCAGACUAUGACAUUUAUACACCAACGGAAUCGCAGAUGAGGCGCCGUCUCAAGCCUCCAAAGAAACACUGCCUUGCUAUCAAGAGUCAACACAAGCCAGCCAUGUUCAUGGACACGGAAAACUAUGUCCAGUACUUCUCCACCGACGACCCAGGCGUAGCAGCCUUGUUUUACGAGAAAGUACAAGGUUGGCGAAGCUGGUACCUGGUGGAUCGUCAACCUGCGCCUCGUCGUUUCUCGAUACCCAAGACGGACGAAAAACCACCACAACUUCCAUUUGUUAAACAUGCUCCUCAAAAGUCUGCCAACAUUGCAUCCGCUGGCGGACACCGUCUGAAAGUCUCCGUUGAUGAGUCGCCUUACGCGCUCGGCGAGUUUCAACCGCUUCUUGACAUGAAGCGUUUCGAUAAGCGAUUGUCAUUGUUCGGGCAGGAUUUCUUGCCUGCCCAAGCUGAUCAUCCCGAGAUGCCCAAGCAAGCUUCGGCGUAUGCCAGAAAGGCAUCUAAAGAUGGCAAAGCUGACGGUUUGUUGGUUGACAAGAUUAAAUCUAGUGACGACGAUGCAUUCACUGGCAACGGAUUGCUGGGACAAGAUUACGAGGCUCGCAAGGCAGGUCUAGAGAAAGCGGGCGCCAAUACUCGGACUAUGAGAAAGGAUUCCGGUACGAAGGAGGAUCAUUUCAUGCCGGGGUCACUUCUGCCGAACCAGCGUCGAGAAACCGAUAAUUCACGAAAAGUAGACGCUUCGUGGUUUCCGUCGGCGCUGGAACAUUCAGCCAAAUAUCGCGAGCCUGAGGCGCCACGCCCAAACACGUCUGCCGGUGUGGUCAGUACUCGGUCCCCUCAUGGACGCUCGCGCUCAGGCUCACGGCCGCCUCCCGUGCCGCAACAAAGCCAGAGCCGUACAAGGCCCGACCGGGACCGGCCUCCCAUGACAGCUCUUCCACGUCCUCUGGGUUCGCAUGAUCCCCGGUCUGCGGAUAACCUCCAUGCUCUUGCCAAUGGCCGCCAGCAACCAAAGCCGCUUGUGGACUUGACGCCAGCAAUACGCGAACCUCCACAGUGGGCCAAGAAGGGCCAUGGUGUGCAACCUACCGAGGGCAUGCGUCACCUUGUUGACAUGAUCAGCGUUGGCGGUCCCAAUGAUAAGCCACAUGGGCUUCUCGAAGUUCCGCCUCGUAGUGCGCUUCGGAAGAGUCCAACAAACACAGCACCGUUACUCGGCGCCACCUUACAAAGCUCCUCGCCGGUCCCCAGAAGCGGUGGCGGGCUGAGUAGGACGAGGUCGAAAAGCUCAGGGGCGCCCCCCAGCAGACCCCUCAUUCGCGACGUACCUCCUGUGCCGACAAUGCCGCCGACACUCCCCGGUGCUGUCGGCGGUGGUAGCGGCGGCAGGUCAAUGACAAUGACCGACAAGGACCGGAUCAAAAUGGACGCCAUGCGCGACGCCAUGAUGGCCCGUGAGCGUGAAUUCAAGGAUCGCGAACGGGGAAGAGCCAGGGGUAGGGACCGCGAACGAGAAGCGAGGGAAGAGUUUUACUCAUCCGGACGAACGGGGACGAUGAAAGUGGUUUAA
Messenger RNA from Pestalotiopsis fici W106-1, 3039 nucleotides. RefSeq lists its product as uncharacterized. The record is from RefSeq and is a predicted model, not a curated record. Lineage: Eukaryota; Fungi; Ascomycota; Sordariomycetes; Amphisphaeriales; Sporocadaceae. The transcript has 2 exons. The coding region runs from base 1 to 3039 and encodes 1012 amino acids.